GUGGAACUCGCUGCUGAGCAGCCAUCGAACCACCCACGAACCACCCUCGAGCCCAUGCAACCAUGAUGUAAAGGACUCGACGACAUCAACCCAAGCUUUGUAGAUACAAGUAACAAUUCCAUUGCCAACCACCAACGCAGCCAACAUCAUCAAAACCAACAACAACAACCCCCACCCCCCCAAAAUGAACCUCGCCGUCUUCUCCGCCAAGCCUUACGACCGCGAAUACCUCACCCUCGCCAACAGCAGCCUCCACACCAACCCCACCACCACCACCACCACCAAGCCGACCACUCCUCACCCCCCACACACCCUCACCUUCCACGACUUCGCCCUCUCCCCCGAAACCGCGCCCCUCGCCCGCGGCGCCGACGCCGUCUGCGUCUUCGUCAACGACGUCCUCUCCACCCCGGUCCUCGAGACCCUCCACGCGGGCGGCACGCGCGCCAUCUUCCUGCGCUGCGCGGGGUACAACAACGUGGACCUGGCGGCGGCAGAAAGGCUGGGCAUCGCGGUGGCGAAUGUUCCGGCGUACGCCCCCGAGGCGGUCGCCGAGUUUGCGGCGGCGCUGCUGCAGACGCUGAAUCGCCGGACGCAUCGCGCGUAUAAUAGGGUGAGGGAGGGGAAUUUUGCUUUGGAUUAUGGGUUGAUGGGCCGGACGUUGAGGGGGAAGACGGUGGGGGUCGUGGGCACGGGGAGGAUUGGGGUGGCGUUUGCGAGGAUUAUGGGGUUGGGGUUUGGGUGUCGGGUGUUGGCGUAUGAUCCGUUUCCGGCGGAGGGGUUUGCCGAGUUGGGGGAGUACGUGGCGUUGGAGAGGUUGUUGGGCGAGAGUGACUAUGUGAGUUUGCAUUGUCCCCUGACGGAGGAGACGCGGCAUAUUAUUAGGGGGGAGACGUUGGGGAUGAUGAAGAAGGGGGCCAUGCUGAUCAACACGUCGCGUGGUGGGCUGGUGAGCACGGAGAGCGUGAUUGCUGCGCUGAAGAGCAAGCAUCUUGGCGGGUUGGCGCUGGACGUCUAUGAGGCGGAGGGCGCGCUGUUCUACCAGGACCACAGCGCUGAGAUCAUCCAGGACGAUGAGCUGAUGCGGCUGAUGACGUUCCCCAAUGUGGUGGUGUGCGGACACCAGGCUUUCUUUACCGAGGAGGCCCUCACCGAGAUUGCCGAGUGCACGAUGCGGAAUCUUGAUGACUUCUACAACAGGGUACCCUGUAAGAACGCGCUUGUCAAGGAGGGCCAUGUGCUGGCCAGGCGGGAGUCGCUACCGGUUCGGAUCUGAUGUCCGGCGGAAAGCUUCGUUUGUUGGGUGGGAGAUUUGAUGUUUUACGGGUUGCUUGGCGGGUGGUUGGCUACGUAUUGAUGAUGUAUUGCUACGACUUUGAUGACUAGGUGGGCACGACCGGGCUGUUUACAGAUUCUUUGAUGUAUCGCUACGACUUUAAUAACCAAUACAAGAACGCCUUUCUGGGUAC
Chaetomium fimeti is the source of this 1469-nucleotide messenger RNA. RefSeq lists its product as uncharacterized. Gene Ontology annotation, molecular function: D-lactate dehydrogenase (NAD+) activity; NAD binding. NCBI's taxonomy places the organism in Eukaryota, Fungi, Ascomycota, Sordariomycetes, Sordariales, Chaetomiaceae. The record is from RefSeq and is a predicted model, not a curated record. Bases 185 to 1276 code for a protein of 363 amino acids. The transcript has a single exon.